AACCACAUGUGCGCCAGAUUGCAUCACACGGAUCUCACCACACCGCCGACUACAGUGUUUAUCUGCAUCACAUAUGUGACGUCUCUUUCUUCUUCAUUCAAAGGGAUGGCUUCUCUCUAUGUCUCCCCCCACCCUGACGACUUCAGGAGCCUCCUGGCUCUGAUUGCAGCAGAGUUCUGCCCCUCUCCGCCCCGCGCUCUUACAGAUGAGCCGCCAGCUUCCCUAGCCCUUCACUCUUGCCCCAGUUUGGUGCUAGGUGAUGGGGGAAGUGAGGUCCUCUCUGGAGCCAGUGCUGUUGGAUGGUACCUGGCCUCUCAGGGCAAGAGGACAGGGUUGGAUACUAAGCAGCAGAGCCAGGUGUGGCAAUGGCUCAGCUUUGCUGACAAUGAGUUAACUCCUGUGGCCUGUGCUGUGGUUUUCCCCCUGCUGGGGGUGCUGGGAGUGGACAAGAAGCUUCAGCAGAGUUCUCACGCUGAGAUGAUUCGCAUUCUCAAAGUUCUAGAUAAGAACCUGGAACCUAAAACCUUCCUGGUGGGAGAGAGCCUCACUCUGGCUGACAUCGCUAUGACAACUGCUGCACUCCUGCCCUUCAAAUAUGCCUUGGAGGCGUCCGACAGGGAAGCCCUGACCAACGUGACCAGGUGGUUUCUGACCUGUGUCAACCAGCCCCAGUUCGUCAAGGUUCUGGGACAGAUCUCCCUGUGUGAGAAGAUGGUGCCAGUCAUCUCCAAGCCCGGCGCUGCUCCGGUUCCACCUCCCGCCGUUGCUUCCAAAACCAGCCCAACUGCUGAUGCUGCCGAUGAGAAACCAAAGACAGAAGCUCAACUGAAGAAGGAAGCUAAGAACCGAGAGAAGCUGGAGAAGUUCCAAAAGAAGAAGGAGAUGGAGGAGAAGAAAAAGCAAGAAAAGAAACUAGCACCCCCGACAGAGAAAAAGGCCAAACCAGAGAAGAAGGAGCUGGGAACGAUCUCCUAUGACGUCCCCACCCCUCCAGGAGAGAAAAAAGACGUGCUGAGGCCUCUGCCAGAUUCCUACAGUCCUCAGUAUGUGGAGGCAGCCUGGUACCCUUGGUGGGAAAAACAGGGCUAUUUCAAGCCUGAGCACGGGCGGAAGAGUGUCAGUGAGCCGAACCCCCGUGGAGUCUUCAUGAUGUGUAUCCCUCCGCCCAAUGUGACCGGAUCCCUUCACUUAGGCCACGCCCUAACCAACGCCAUACAGGACUGCCUGACUAGAUGGCAUCGCAUGCGCGGCGAGACCACCCUGUGGAACCCGGGCUGUGACCACGCGGGCAUCGCCACCCAGGUGGUGGUGGAGAAGAAGCUGAUGAGGGAGAGGGGCAUGAGCCGACACGACCUGGGCAGGGACCAGUUCAUCCAGGAGGUCUGGAAGUGGAAGAACGAGAAGGGAGAUCGCAUCUACCACCAGCUGAAGAAGCUGGGCUCCUCGCUGGACUGGGACCGAGCCUGCUUCACCAUGGACCCGAAACUGUCCUACGCAGUGCAGGAGGCGUUCAUUCGCCUGCAUGAGGACGGUGUGAUCUACCGGAGCAAGAGACUGGUAAACUGGUCCUGUACCCUGAACUCUGCCAUCUCCGAUAUAGAGGUGGAUAAGCGGGAGUUGACUGGGCGGACCCUCCUGCCGGUGCCUGGUUACAAGGACAAGGUGGAGUUUGGAGUCCUGGUUUCUUUCGCUUACAAGAUAGAGGGAUCAGAUGAGGAGGUGAUUGUGGCCACCACUCGUAUUGAGACCAUGUUGGGAGACACUGCCGUUGCCGUGCACCCUGCGGAUCCCAGAUACCAGCACCUGAAAGGGAAGAUGGUGGUGCAUCCUUUCUGUGACCGGAAGAUGCCCGUGGUGUUUGACGACUUUGUGGAUGUGAGCUUCGGAACAGGUGCGGUGAAGAUCACCCCAGCCCAUGACCAGAAUGAUUAUGAGGUUGGCAACAGGCACAACCUGGCCUUCAUCAACAUCAUGGAUGAGAAUGGCCUGCUCAUCAACGUUCCCCCUCCGUUCCUGGGUAUGAAGCGUUUUGAGGCGAGGAAGGCUGUGCUGCAGGCUCUGAAGGACCUGGGGCAGUUUAAGGAGAUCAAAGACAACCCCAUGGUGGUCCCUGUCUGCAGUCGUUCUAAGGACAUCGUGGAGCCCCUGCUCAAGCCUCAGUGGUAUGUGGACUGUGCUGACAUGGGCAAGCAGGCUGCAGACGCCGUCCGGGAGGGACGACUCAAAAUCAUCCCUGACCACCACCUUAAGACCUGGUUCAACUGGAUGGAUAACAUCAGGGACUGGUGUAUCUCCCGUCAGCUGUGGUGGGGUCACAGGAUCCCAGCCUACUUUGUCACUGUUAAUGACCCUUCAGUCAAACCAGGAGAAGACAUGGAUGGUCACUACUGGGUGAGUGGAAGGACAGAGGACGAGGCCAAAGAGAAGGCCGCCAAGCGCUUCAACAUCUCGACGGACAAGAUCACCCUCAGACAGGAUGAGGAUGUUCUGGACACCUGGUUUUCCUCCGGUAUUUUUCCCUUCUCUAUCUUCGGCUGGCCCAACGAGACACAGGACCUGAGUGUGUUCUACCCGGGGACGCUCCUGGAGACCGGUCAUGACAUCCUGUUCUUCUGGGUGGCACGCAUGGUGAUGAUGGGCCUCAAGCUCACUGGCCAGCUGCCCUUCAAAGAGGUGUAUCUGCAUGCGGUGGUGCGGGACGCCCACGGGAGGAAGAUGAGUAAGUCUCUGGGGAAUGUCAUCGACCCUCUGGACGUCAUCACGGGUAUCUCUCUGGAGGGUCUGUAUGCCCAGCUGAAUGACAGUAACCUGGACCCGGUGGAGGUAGAGAAGGCCAAGCAGGGACAGAAGUCCGACUACCCCUCUGGCAUCCCUGAGUGUGGCACAGACGCCCUCCGCUUUGCCCUGUGUGCCUACACCAGCCAAGGCAGGGACAUUAACCUGGAUGUGAAUCGUAUUCUUGGUUACCGUCACUUCUGUAACAAGCUGUGGAAUGCUGUGAAGUUUGCCAUGAGGUCUCUGGGAGACAGCUUUGUUCCUUCAGAGAAAGCCCAGCUGUCAGGACAGGAGGGUGUCUCUGACCGGUGGGUUCUGUCCCGGCUGUGUGCUGCUGUGGGUUUGUGUAAUGCAGGUUUCCAGGCCUACGACUUCCCAGCCAUCACCACAGCCAUCUACAACUUCUGGCUCUACGAGCUCUGUGACGUCUAUCUGGAGUGUGUGAAGCCAGUGUUCUCCAGGGCGGAGGAGGACAGCGUUUCUCAGAGCCAGGCUGCAGUCUGCAGACAGACUCUGUACACCUGCCUGGAGACCGGCCUGCGUCUCCUUGCUCCCAUAAUGCCCUUUGUGGGUGAGGAGCUCUACCAGAGGUUGCCACGGCGACAGUCCCAGGACGCCAGUGCUAGUAUCCAUGUGACGUCCUACCCUGAGACGGCUGAGUUCUGCUGGCACAGCGAGGAGGUGGACCGGCAGAUGGACUUUGUGAUGACCGUGGUCCGGACCAUCCGGUCACUCAGGGCGGACUACAACCUGACCAAGACCCGGGCUGACUGCUACCUCCAGUGUAUAGACAGUGAGACUGUGACCCUGGUGGAGCAGUACAGUCUGCAGAUCCAGACCCUGUCCCUGUCCCAGACCGUUCAGCCUGUCCCGGCCACUGGGGCCGUCCCAGAGGGCUGUGCUGUGGCCAUCGCCUCUGACAGGUGCACAGUCAACCUCAUGCUGAAGGGUCUGAUAGACUUGGAGAAGGAGGUGGCCAAACUGACUGUAAAAAAGGGAGAGCUGGAAAAACAGAUGGAGAAACUCAGGGAGAGGAUGGAGAAGAGUGACUACAAGGAGAAGGUGCCUGUCAAAGUACAGGAGCUGGAUGCUGAGAAGCUGCGACAAAGCCAGACAGAGCUGGAGAAAGCAAAGGAAGCCAUAGACAACUUCAUGAGAAUGAUGUAACCUCUUUCACCCCCGUCCCCUUUUACAGUGUGGUUUGGACAAUUUCUUAAGGUAUCUCACCCUCCUGUUAUUUUAUGUCAGUCUUAUGUCCCUUUCCAGGAUGGAUUGUCUGGGGACAAGUGAAUAAACACAUUAGUCUGGUUA
This is a messenger RNA of Esox lucius (northern pike), 4086 nucleotides long. It is a transcript of the gene vars1, whose product is annotated as valyl-tRNA synthetase 1. The record is from RefSeq and is a predicted model, not a curated record. Gene Ontology annotation, molecular function: ATP binding; valine-tRNA ligase activity; aminoacyl-tRNA deacylase activity. Gene Ontology annotation, biological process: valyl-tRNA aminoacylation. The transcript is spliced from 30 exons. Gene Ontology annotation, cellular component: cytosol. Bases 7 to 3942 code for a protein of 1311 amino acids. NCBI's taxonomy places the organism in Eukaryota, Metazoa, Chordata, Actinopteri, Esociformes, Esocidae.